CAACAACAAAAAAUCUAAUGAAUCUUAAUAUUCAUCGAUAUAUAAAAACGGCAUUCAAUUAUGCUGACAAGAAUAAUGAAGGAUCUUUAACAAAACAUCAAUAUAAAAUAGCAAUGACGGCAUUGUUUGGUUACUGCCCUGAUAAACUGGAGAUAAAUUAUAUUUUUCGCUCUUCUUCACACAAAAAGAUCUCAUUCAAAGAGUUCGAAUAUUGGGUCGUUAAAAAAUAUCCAAUUAAUCAAUUGACAAUUAGUUUAGAAACUAUAUUUGGAUUAAUAGAUAGUGAUAAUAAAGGAUAUUUAACGAUGAUAGAUUUAUGGAAAACUAGUGAAACUAUUGAUAUGAGAAUAUCACCAUUAGUAUGGUAUAAAACGUUUAAGGAAUUAGAUCAGUACCAAAAAGGAUAUAUUGAUUUAACUGAUUUCACAUUCAUUUUUACUAAUAUCAAAAAUAAUAUCAAUCUUAUAUAGUAACAAAUAAUAAAUGAUUUAUAAUGCAUUCAACAACGUCACAUGACGCUAAUAUUUGAUCUAGCAUUUUAUAUAAAUUAUUUAUACGCAUCAGUUUUCAAUACUAAAACAACAACAAGUGCCAUUUCUCGCUAUAUCAUUCUUAUCAUCUCUUAUUCAGACUUAUAUAUAUAUAAAAAUAUAAUUAUCUUACAUUAACAAUAACAUUAUAUCUUACGCAUUAUUAUAUCUACAUGCGAUCGUUAUUUAAUACUAUGAAAAUAAACGUAUAUACAAACAUGAGUAUAUUCUAUGAUGUAAAAUCUAACAAAGUAUUAAUAUUAACCCUUUGCUUACGAAACUUGGUCGAAAAAGGACCCAGACCUUUUUUGCAACUUGACUCAUUUUUCUCAAUUGUACUCAACUUUGGUAAUGUUUUAAACAUAUUUAAAUUUAAUUUAAAACUAUAAAACCUA
Polistes dominula (European paper wasp) is the source of this 925-nucleotide messenger RNA. RefSeq names its product EF-hand calcium-binding domain-containing protein 11. The record is from RefSeq and is a predicted model, not a curated record. NCBI's taxonomy places the organism in Eukaryota, Metazoa, Arthropoda, Insecta, Hymenoptera, Vespidae. Gene Ontology annotation, molecular function: calcium ion binding.